AUGCCAUUCAACUAUGGCUUUCUCAGCCAUACGGAUCCGCUCGUGUUUGAUCCCAACAACUACAUCCUCACCACCAACGGGUUCGGGCUCUUUCUCACGCAGGUCAUCAUCAUCAUCCUGCUAUGCCAGCUGCUCGGUCGCCUCUUCAAGCUCAUCGGCCAGCCGGCCGUCGUGGGCGAGCUGCUCGCUGGCAUCCUCCUCGGUCCCACUGCGCUCGGCAACAUUCCAGGCUUCACUGAGACCAUUGUGCCCACCCAGGCGCUCGGACUGCUCAAGCUCAUGGCGGGAAUCGGUCUGUCCCUCUUCCUGUUUCUGAUCGGGCUCGAGACGGAUACCGAUCUAAUGGCAAAGUACUGGCAAAAGGUGCUGCUCAUCACGCUCCCCGGCAUGGCCAUUCCGUUUGGCAUCGCCGUCGGCAUCGCAAGGCUCAUCUGGCAGGUCGAGACGGACCAGACGGUCAAGUUCACCACCUUCUUCCUCUUUGUAGGCACUGUCAUGGCCGUCACGUCGCUCUCGGUGCUCUCGAGGAUCAUGGCCGAGAUGAACAUCCUCAGCACGCGGCUCGGAUGCAUCACCAUCGCCUCGGGCGUGUGCAACGACCUGAUCGGCUACGUGCUGCUCGCGCUCGGCUCGGCGCUGGGCACGGGAGGCAAGCAGAUCGAUGCGCUCUACCAGCUCCUCGCGGCCGCCGCCUACAUUGCGCUGCUCUGGUUCGUCUUCCGCCCGCUCAUGAACCGCCUCAUCGUGCGCAGCGGCUUCGACAUGUCGCCCGGUGCCGAGGACCGCGUACCCGAACAUCUGCUCGUCAUCGCACUCGUCGGCGCACUCGUCAGCGCCUUCUACACCGACUCGAUGGGCGUCCACCCCAUCGUAGGCGCCUUCAGCUUCGGCGUCUGCUGCCCCCACGGUAACUUUGCCGUCCGGGUGACCGAGAGCAUCGAAACGCUCGUCAUGCUCGUCCUCCUCCCGCUCUACUUUGUCACCAGCGGUCUCAGCACCAACUUCAAGCUGCUCAACGACGGCACCACCUGGGGACUUAUUGUGCUGCUCGUCGUCGGCAUCUUCGUCAGCAAGUUCGGCGCCACCGCCGCAAGUGCAAGGCUGACGGGGAUGAAGUGGCGCGAGGCCAUGUGCGUGGCGAGUCUGAUGCAGAGCAAGGGCAUCAUCGAGAUCAUCAUCCUCAACGUCGCGCUGCAGCUCGAGGUGGUGAGCGCAAAGGUGUUUGCCAUGCUCGUCAUCUGCUUCCUCUGCACCACCAUGUCCGUGCGCCCGCUCUCGCGCUACGUCUACUUUUCCAGCCUGGCGCAUCAGGCUGGCGAACAAGCGAGUGUCGAGCACGACGAGAAGCAAGCCGGCUCCGAGCCCGCAGAGAAAGAUGGUGCUGAGGACCAGUCCGCCGAGCCGGGCGAUUUCCCCAUCACAAUCGCCAUCGCUUCGCCCAGCCCGGCGAUCCAGACGCUCAUGUACCUGCUCGACCUGCUCGGGCAGCACAAUCUCACGGGCACUUCCACCGCUUCUAGCGCGGAUGCGGACGACGCUGCCGGCCAGAUCGCCGUCGACCUGCUGCGUCUGCUGCCGAUCGAGUACACCACCUCGUCCAUCAUGCAGCUCAUCAACUACUCGGACGAGCGCCAGCGCGACGAGAUGAUGGAGUCGCUCAAAAAGGUGCAGCACCUCUGCCGCGUGCCCACCUCGAGCGUGCUCGCGCACGAGCGCCGGCUCGGCCAUCUCAGCACUACGGUCGCCACGCCCGGUGCAUCCUCGGCGCCCUUGAGCAGCACCGACGUUCCUCCCGACACGUUCAUUGUUCCGCGCAGCGACAUGAUCCGCACCAUUGCGCAGCAGAACGCCAAGGCGCAGCGUCGACUCGGCAGCCCGGGCGCAGCGACGGAGCUCGGGCGCGGCUUGGCGCUGGUCACGUGGGAGGCGCACAAUGCCUACGGCCGCGGGCUGUCGUGGCUGGGCGCCGCAGCGGCUGCGAGCGGGCUUUCCUUUGCAAAGACGCUCAACGACGAGGAUGCAGCCACGAGCUUCUGGCAGGCGAACUCCGACGCACACUCUCUCCCCGCACGCCUCUUUACGGGUCUCAGGCGACAGUGCGCUACGGGUGUGCUGCUCGACCCUAGCACGACGCGCGUUGCAGCCCUGCCGCCGCAGCAUGGCAGCGAGGCGCAGCGCGAGGCGAGACGGACGCAGCUCGAGCGCGAGCACGGCCUGCAGCGUCGCGCGGGGGUGCGUCGUAUCGUAGUCCCCUUUUUCGGCGGCGCAGAUGAUCGGGCGGCGGUGGAGCUGGUGCGGCGCAUCGUGCACAGUUCGGGCGGAAGUGUGCAGGGUGUGGUGGUUGCGUUUGCCAACGAUGCAGUUGCGGAUGUAGCGCGGCUUGUGGAGCCCCACGUGCCACGCGCGCCGGAGGUCGGUGCGAUGGACGACGACGCCAUGCACUCGAUCAAUCUGCCGACGGUCUACGCGCAGGAGGCAGCGCGGGUGGAUGCGCGCUUCCUCUUCGGCCAACUCGACGCUUCGACGCGAGGGAUUCCCGAAGAGCCUGCCACUGCCGCCGCCGAUGGGGGAAGCGAGGUCGAGACGGAUCGUGCGGGGUUGGUGUUCAUCACGCUACCCGCGGCGGAGGAGGACGAGACGAGGUUGCCGAUUGCGACCAUGGCGCGCGUGGUGGUGCCGCUGCUGGACGCUCGCAGCGACAUGCUGGUGGUGGGCAGGGGCAAGUGGUCCCAACGUCCGCGCCAGUUCCGUCAGGAGGUCGAGCAGAUGCACGCCGCCAUGCCCGCGGUGAAUGACGAGGUGCGCGGCGACAUCCGGUCCGCGGGAACGUGCCUGGGUGCCGUCACCGAGGCCUUCUUGAUUCACCGCCUCGAUGCCUGCGCUAUGGUGGUGCAGGCUGCGCAACAGUAG
This is a messenger RNA of Moesziomyces antarcticus, 2910 nucleotides long. RefSeq names its product K+/H+ antiporter protein. The transcript has a single exon. Gene Ontology annotation, biological process: proton transmembrane transport. Bases 1 to 2910 code for a protein of 969 amino acids. Lineage: Eukaryota; Fungi; Basidiomycota; Ustilaginomycetes; Ustilaginales; Ustilaginaceae. Gene Ontology annotation, molecular function: antiporter activity. The record is from RefSeq and is a predicted model, not a curated record. Gene Ontology annotation, cellular component: membrane.